Messenger RNA from Ilex paraguariensis (yerba mate), 318 nucleotides. The record is from the annotation of a GenBank genome assembly. NCBI's taxonomy places the organism in Eukaryota, Viridiplantae, Streptophyta, Magnoliopsida, Aquifoliales, Aquifoliaceae.
AUGGAGGAUGAAAAGCAAGCUACUGCUGAAUCCUCCACCUGUUCCCCAGCUCCACCUCUGUUGGCAUUUGCCCCUCCAGUUGGGUCUGCCUCACCAUUAUCCACCUCUUCUAUGGAUGCUUUUGUCAACCCAGCUAUUGUUUCGCCUUCCUCAGCUCAUGCCCAUUCAUUUGGGUCAGUCCUAGAUCCAUCGGACUUGCAGCAAAGUGUUUCACCUCACCCAUCCACUGCCCAGUUCCUCUCACCAGCUUCCCCCACUAGCUUGGCUGAACUUCCAUAUAAUGGCCACUCUAACUCGGUCAAAGGAAAGUGUUCGUAA